AGAACGGUGGUGACCGUUGCUGAAAAGUCGAGCGUGCGCAUGCGCUGUGAAGCUGAGGGGAGGCCAUCACCUCACAUGACGAUUGUCAGUGUUUCGAACGACAAGCAAGAGGUCGCCAGCAGGCCUCGAGGUGCAGUUGAGCUUUAUGAUCAAAGUGUAGAGUUAACAUAUGACUUGACUGCAGCACCUUGCGAGGCGGCAGGUGACUACAGGUGUGAGGUGGACAACGGAGUUGGACAAGAAAGUCGCAACAUUAGGCUUUACGUUGAGUGUGCUCCUAGGAUAAACAAUGGCGAAAGACAGCCAGCAAUUCUAACUUUUGAUGUCAACCAAGGCAUUUUCAGUGUUCAACUGACAGCAUACCCAACACCUAAAGUCAAAAACAUACUCUACCUCGGGCAAUAUACUAACGACAGCACCGAAGGGACAUCAGUCUCGGAUAAAAUUUAUGUCAAUUGUGAGGGGAACAGCUCUUUACCUGCCUCAGUCAUCUGCAACAUCACCACCAUCAACAUGACAAACGCUGAUGAAGGGUUCUAUAAAGUUAUUUUUAGCAAUGAAUUUGGAGAGCUGCCUGUUAUAUUUUUAGUCAGAAGUAAUGAGGACCGUGGCGUCAACGUAAAAGUCAUCAUUGGUGCAGCUGUUGGGACUGCUGCUGUGCUCGUUGUUAUUAUUAUUGUCACAGUCUGUAUAGCCAGACAUUGCAGAGUUAAGAAAAGUUUGAGCAGACAUGCAGAGGCUAAUACAAGGCAGGCUCUGGAAACAACAGUGCCUUUGGAGAACAUGAAAUCCAGUGGCGCAACAAACAAUUAUUAUGGCCAAAAUGCUAGAAGUGAAGUAAUGAACAUGCCUCAAGAGAAAGACAUUAUGACAGAGGACCUGUAUGUCAACACGGCUGAGCUUGCUCGGGAAGAAUACGACUCGGAUCACGAGUACAGCGACGUCGACGACAUUGAUAGCUUUUAAAAAGCCAUUUAUUGAGAAAAAAUGCUCUGGAUCAUAAUAGCUUGGAAAAAAAAUUGAAAAACAGGACGAAUAUACUGUUUAUAUAUAAAAAAUGAGCAUCCAAAGGACUUAUGCUAAAAAAAACCUCACUUGAUCUCCUUUCAGCUUUUUUAUUUGUCUGCGUGCUCGUCUCUCCGUUUUCCUAUUUGUUUGUGUCUUGACUAAAAAAUGUAUGACUAAUGUAUGUACGCAUAUUUGUGAAUAAAAAGGAAAUGUGUGGAGGCUUAGAUCAAAACAUAAGGACAUCGACUUUUCAUGUAUUGCUGAUGUCGUCCACCAUUCUUACUGCAGAAAAAUAUUAUAAAUAAAGAAAUCUUAAUACUAUAUAGUCAUUAUGCAAUACAGCCAAAGAUACCAAAAGUACUUGCCAUUGAAAAAAACUGUUAGGAUGAUAUUUAAACAGUUCAGAGCUUUGCUAGACGUUUAGGUUCAAAUGCGGCGGCUGUUAACAGAUUCCAAGCCACGUGUCCACUGUAACAUAGAGGUUGGCAAAGGGGGAAGAGUAGAGACCUCUUAAUGUACAAAAAUAAGAAAAAAAAAAUUAUAAAAAAUCCACCUUACUCAUUGUUAGAUACUAUGAGAUACACUGAGCCAUAUGAAGGGAGUCAAAUUAUGUGUACGUGUGUUUGCAGGUGUGUAUGUUCAGGUUUGUGUUUUGUGGACGCCCUCUAGAUCGUGUAACAAAACCUCCAAUUAUUGAAGCUAUGGUAUAAGUUGUUAAUUUGACAAAAAAUAUAAUUCUCUGUUGAGGAUUUGUAGUGUGCUCGAUGACCUUUAGUAAUGAUGUGCCGCACUAAUUUGUGUACUUUGUAUUAUUUAUGACUAAGAUUGUCAUUAAGCUUUUUUACUUGCUCAUUGUUUUCAGUAUUCUUACAUUAUUUAGACUAUUUAUUGAAAGAUUAUUUUUAUGUAACAAUAUUUCAAAUAAAGAUAUUAAAAUUAAAA
Molecule: messenger RNA, 1950 nt
Organism: Pomacea canaliculata
Lineage: Eukaryota; Metazoa; Mollusca; Gastropoda; Architaenioglossa; Ampullariidae
Exons: 5
Coding region: 40-966 (308 amino acids)
Source: RefSeq, a predicted model, not a curated record